GCCCACAGAUUAAACAGCCCAAAGUGAGCCCGUCAAAGACGAUCAAAACACCCACAAAACGUUUAGAUACUGACAGUAGUGGACCAGACUCUGCUCAAGUGUCACCAAACAUUCCUGAAAAUAAAGACCAGAAGCAAAUGUCACCAAAAACCCCUGUGACCCCAAGCAAGACAGCCAAAUCCCAUUUAGACAAGAUUUCCGAGGGUAGCGAAACACCCACAUCACGUUCAGAGAGAUCUGAUCUUUCAUACCAGGAGCGUAUUCAGAGCAUUAAAGAUAAAUUUAGUGGAGAGAUCUCGUCAGCUGUUGACGAUAAAACUGACGAGAUCGAAGAGGACAUUAUCUCUGCUGCCUCAGAAGCUUCAGAUGACAAGUCUAAGGAAAUUAAAAUCAAUCUCAGUACUAAAGAAGAUAUUUAUGAUGUGUCAGUGUCAUACACUGAUGACUUUGCUACUGAGCCAAACACUAUGACCCAUCAUGAGAAACUGCCACUAAGUGCCAGAUCAGUUAGCCAGAUGUCUGAAGAUAUAGAAACAAAAACAGUACCUCAGUCUGCUAGAUCUAUUACUGAACAAAUAUCAGAACAAAUAUCUGAACAAAUUUCUGAGAAUCUGCCUUCAGAGUCAUUUAUUAAACAACUAGAUUUAAAGACUCAAGGGAAAGAUACUGAUGUAUUUGGUAAGGAGAAGGAUAAUGAUAGUGAAGGGGAUAUUUCUCAGAGGUCAUCAGUUGUCGAGUCAUCGAGACCCUCUAGUGGUAGGAGUGAGCGAUCUUCAGUGAUUUCAUAUCAGACUGAACACGAGUCUUCCGAAUCAGAGAAGUCUCCUGUAAUUCAGACGGAAGACAAAGUGCCAAAAUUUAAUGAUGAAGUUAGUGAACCAUCUUCAAAGAAGAAGCCAGGCUCUGGCCUGAUUUCAAAUGUAUUUGAUAUUGAUGAUUUGCUUGGAACAGAUAAUGAGGAUACUCCUGUAGCAUCCCCUACAGCUACUCCAAGAGAAAUAUCGAAACAUGAGAGUUUAAGUGAAAAAAGUGACUUUUUUACCCCUCUUGCUGAUUUUGAAAUAGGAGAUGGAGUUUAUGUAACUGGGCCUAGUGGAAAGAAAGUGUCAGGAACAUUGCUUUUUAAGGGAAAUGUACAAUUUGCACCUGGUGUUUGGGCAGGUGUGGAAUUGGACCAUCCAGAGGGAAGGCAUAAUGGAAUUGAAGAUGGUGUGAGGUAUUUCACAUGCAGAGAAAAACAUGGUGUUAUUGUUCCAGCUCAUGAUGUGCAAGCAACUCCAGGGGAUGAAGAAGAGAAAGGGCCUUUACUGGAUAAUGUAGAUGUAAGAACCAGUAUAGAAAGUGUACAGAGUGUUAAUACUGAAGAUGGUGACUUACUUAGAUUUAUUGCUGAGGCUGAUGAAAAUGUUCAGAUGUUUGAUGAAUCUCCUCAGGAAUCACCAAGAGAGGCAGACAAGGAACUUAAACCUGAGACAAAAUCCAGGAAGGAAAUUUUAGCAGAUAAAAUUACAAAUGACCUGUUUGAGUCAGUUGUUAGAGAAAAUGUUAACACAAUAAGUAAAAUUGCAGAUAAAAAACAAACAACAAAGAAGAAAGGUCCUCCAGUGGCACCUAAACCGGCAAAGCCUCAUCAUAUUGAAGAAGUACAGACCAAUGGAGACAUUGAUGACCUGGAAGAUUUCCUUCAGCAUUCCAACUCUGAACAAGGUCCAGAUGAAUUUCCUGCAGAGAGAAAUGAGCCAUCAAUUGAUGACCGCACAGACGUUGCUGUCAACAAUAUGAUGAAUGAUGCCAUUGAGCACAUGCUAACCAUUAGAAAAAAUAACCGCCAGUCACAAGAUGUGAACCAAUCUCGAGACAGUGGUAUCUUAGAAGUUGACGAGGAUCAGAAUGAGAGUCCCCCUUCACCUACCGAUGAAAUUCAGGGCGUACUAGACAAAGCAGAUGAUGAUAUGCACCUGGAUGCUCCACUCAGACCAGGCUCACCUGUGCCUGGCCUACAAUCUGAUAAGGAGAGUCAUAAGCCUGUGACAGAUAGUGGUUUGUUUGAGGGAGAUUUUGAAGAAGAGUUUUGGGUGCCAUCAAAUAAAUCAUCAACGAACUUCACCGGUGCUGAAAACGAUCUACGAUCAAAUGUUCCAAGAUCAGACCUGAAGAAGUUUGCAGAGGAGGUGUUUUACGCUGUGCCCCAUGAGGAGAAAGAAAUAGACUCUAUAGUUUCCAGUGCUGUAGAUGAAUUCUGGGAACAAAGACGGUAUGGCGAGCCAUUAACCGAUCUCCACCCUUCAGAAGCAUUUUAUACACAUGAAGAGAUUGGCUCAGAUUUGAUAAGUAACAGUAGACGUGUGUUCAAGAAACUAUUAUUUGAUUUAUCUGGAGAAAUUAUUAGAAACAUUUAUAAAGAGGAAGAAUAUGAUUCUCCUGUUGCUUGGCACAAACCAAAACGAAAAACUAACAAAUUUUAUAAAGGUGCUUCCCCUCCUACUACUAUAGAUGUGCUAAAACCUGUGGUUCAGGAAGCAGUCAUUGACAUAUUAGGUUUAAAUGGGGCCAAAAAGUCGUCGGAAAAGACUAAAUGGGGUAUUCGUAAAAAGAAGGAUCUUGUUGACACAAUUUUGGUGCAAGAAUUGCGUGAAGAAGAGCCUGAGUGGGUUAAUUAUGAUGACGAUGAAUUAGCAGUGAAAAUGCAACUAACUGAAACAAUAUUUAAUGAUUUAUUGACAGAUACUGUUCAGACAAUGAACAAAAUCUUUCGCAAGAAGCAAAGUUUGCAGCAGCAGACAUAGGCAGCUAUUUGAUCUGGAUUAUGUAAAAGAUUUUGUGAUCUGAUUUCAUGCAGAUGCUUUUUUUUCUGAUCUGAGUGAUGCAGAUGCUUAUUCAUCUGCAGUUACAGUUAAAUGAGUGAUCUGAGUAUAUUAGAGCUUGCACAUGAAUUUUAUAUUCUGGGGUUUGAAUUGAGAACAGAGAAUCAUGAAGUAGAGCUAAAAUGGCAUUAUGGUCUAGAGAAUUUGUUUCAUAACCUUUUUGCAUUUGAAAUAUAAGGGAUUUUAUUUAUUUUUUUCUACUCUAUUAAAAUAAUACACUCAUCCUUUAAUUAGAUGAUAUUGCUCAUGUAUCAGUGUUAGUUUAUUUUGACAAUUUAGAUAUAUUUAUUGUUUGAAUAAUGAAAAAAGACUUCAUGAAGGUCUAACAGUACCUGUAACAUGAAGGUCAAAGCCUGAAGUCCAGUCUGUAAAGAAUGGAAGUUAUAUAAACUUUAAGAAAUUGUGAUACCCUUGCAUUUUCAUACUCUUGUUGGUAACUUUUGAAAGUCGUUGAUUUUAUUUAAAAUGAAAGUGCUCAGUUUGAACAUUGAGUAAAGAUUGUAUUUUAUUAACUAGUUGCAGGGAUUUUUUUUCAUAGAUCUGUGAUAUUUGUUUUGUAUUGAUAUACUGUGAAAUUUAGAUUGUUUGUUUAAGCCAUUAACUGUCCAGUCUUGUCUAAAACUAAUGGAUGAUUGGACAUGCUCACUUGUGCACUAAUGCACAGAAGGGCAGCUGAGGGUCUACUUUAAAUUGCCAAGUAUAUACAGUAAACAGAUAAAUUACCAUGAUUAGAAAAGAUAGAAUAAUGAAAUACCUGAGAUACAUUGUUAAAUGUAGCUUACAGUUCACACAUGCACAUUUCAAUAUUUAAUGCUAAAAACAUGAUAAGAGGGUUUUUUUGCAUUUCAAUUUUUUUCUGAUUUUACUGUAUUACUUGUUUUUUGGAAGCAGUUUUGUUUGUUUAGUCAUAUACUCUUAGGUUUGUUAGUGAAAUGCUCUUUUUAUAGUUAUGCCAGCAUGUAUAUUUAUAUAUUUCUUUUUUUUAUUUAUUUUGUAUAUGUAGUUGAAGUAUUGAACGAUUUGUAAAUGUUUAGUGACUGAGAGAACCUCACAAGUGACCUUUUGUCAAUAUAGUCCUAUAAAAAUACCUAAAUUAAAUAGUAAACCUUUCAUAUUUUGAUCUUAGACAAUGGUUUUGUUUUAUUUUUCGGACAAACAAUUAAAGGUGUAACCUCUGUAAUGUGGUCUUCUGUAGACCAAUAAUCUCUUCCUUCAACAUCAUCAAUUCCUAUUAAUGUAAGACUUCACAAUCAGUUCUGUAUGUCAAGAGUGACCUCUUCGUCUUAUAUUUUUAUACGCAUAAAGAAAUUGACAAUAGGCCAUAAUGUCUUAUAUUUAAAAAAAAAAAAGUGUUAUUCCUCCAAUUUUUGAGGAAAAAAACAACAUUUUACUAUUCUUUGAUAACUGAUGCAUGUCAAUGUCAGCAUUACUAUCACAUGAUGAUCUACACAUCUCUAUUACAGACAAAAUGAAGACCUGGAAAUUGUUUCAGUGCCUCUGUGACAAAAGUAAUGUCAUAUGUACCUUUGAUACUAGAAUGUUCUUUCCAUAAUGUAUUUCAUAGGUAAAAUCAGUUGGAACUAUAUUUUUUAAGAAGUAUCUGACGUAAAAGUUAAAUGUUUUUAUUUUUAUACUAUGCAUUUUCUUGAAUAAAUUAAUGCAAUGGUUAAACAUUUAGUUUAUGAUAUAAAAACUUAAAACUUGAACAUAGUGUUUACUAGGGUAAGUGUACUUAUGAAUGAUUGUUUUAUACAUAUAUAUUUGUAGUUGUAAUAGUGUAAGAUAAUGAAGGAGGAAACUAAAUUAUAAUUUAUUAUAUGUAGCAGUUAGACUUGUGCUAAAUGAACAAACAAGCAAACUGAAAGAUUUUUUCUUUUAAAUUAUAAAGAAAAUAAAGAAAAAUAAAUGCUAACAACGA
Ruditapes philippinarum (Manila clam) is the source of this 4782-nucleotide messenger RNA. RefSeq names its product centrosome-associated protein 350-like. The record is from RefSeq and is a predicted model, not a curated record. Lineage: Eukaryota; Metazoa; Mollusca; Bivalvia; Venerida; Veneridae. Gene Ontology annotation, cellular component: centrosome. Gene Ontology annotation, molecular function: microtubule binding. Gene Ontology annotation, biological process: microtubule anchoring.